UCUAUCCCCAUCCCCUCAUUCCUCUUCAUCCAGAUCACCCACAAAACAGCCAUCUUGCAACAACCCUAUAGGACCCGACCCUUACUUCCUCUACCAGAAGCAGCAAGACUUUCACUAAUUAAUGAAGGGCACCCUUGUGGAAUUACCCAACUGACUCCAGCCUCCUUGAAUAGUAAACACCACAAGUUUAAAGCUAUCUGACUAUGGACAAACAAUGAUCUUCAUCCUAUCCUUACAUUUUACACAUUAUGUACUAACUUGGAGAAAAGACAGCAUUAUGCAUCCCUCACUGAACUAUCACAACAUAUUGUUGGGGAAGAGACUUUGACGUAAACUUGAGUCUUUGUCUAUGUGGAAAAAUUGCUUCUUUUCUAUCAACUUAUAAGAUAGUUGAAAUGAAUCUAGUGUAUCAUUCCCCUUGUUAUAUCCAAGGAUGAAAAUCGUGAUGUCACUGAAAAUAUUGCUGGAAAUAUUUAAAUUAAUGAAAAUGACAAAAUUUUCUAAAAAAGAAUGGAAUUUUUGAAUGACACUUUAGGAAAUACAAAACUAAUCAAUUGUGCAUCAAUUUUACAUAGAAACUUCAUAAAACAGUGUAUCCAUGAUUAGUAUUAACAAUAUGGGUUUAAUGGCAACCAAAUAUGUUUAGGCAUCAGUUACAAGUCUUUAAUGUAGCAUCAUAUACAAUUAUCUUCCGUAAAUUCCUUUAAAGCCAAUCAGAGAAUUCCUUUUUGCAUGUAGCGGUGCUGAAUAACUUUUUUGGAAGUGGUUAGUCUUUGAGAAAUUUCGUGUUGCUCCUGUAGUUGAGUUAUCCGUUAAGAUGAUUUGAAACUUUGAUGUUAAAGAAUCUCAAUUAUUGGCUAUACAGUUAUGUUGAAUUGCUUGAUUCUAGAACAAAGAGAAGUGCAAGUAUCAUAAAGGAGAUCCCUCACCAAACCAACAAAUCAGCCCACAUGUUGAAGAUAGCCGAACUUGUGGAAAAUAAGAGUUUAGAAGGAAUAAGCGAUAUUAGGGAUGAAAGUGAUCGUUCUGGAAUGCAUGUUGUCAUUGAGGCAUUGUUGUGGGCCUGGAUAAUUUGGAUGCAGUAAUUCGUAUACUAAGAGAAUCUUCUGGCAAUGCAAUUGCAUCAUCUGGUCUAAGGAGCGGUGAGCUCCCCUAUGUUUUAGAGUUUUUUCAUUUUCUUCAGCUUGAGUAGAAGUGGUGGUUCAAAAGCACUGAGACAUGAUUUUCUGGCUUUGUCAUUAAACUUCCAUUCUACAU
Messenger RNA from Prunus avium (sweet cherry), 1257 nucleotides. Lineage: Eukaryota; Viridiplantae; Streptophyta; Magnoliopsida; Rosales; Rosaceae. The record is from RefSeq and is a predicted model, not a curated record.